ACUUCCACAACGACAUCCGCGUUUUGGCAGUGUCCGACUCUAUCUCUACAGCUUCCGAUUGUCCUUGUGCAGUUGCCGCUUCCCGGCGCUGGACGGCUACACGUGUCAAGCAGUAGAGCUUGUCUCAUAACUACUACCAUCCAAGUUUUUGUUCAUCCCUCCUAUCUUCUCGUAUGGCCACUCUCACUAUCGCCCGUGCCUAUCAGCAUGCAUACCACACUCACCCGAAUUACGACGAUUUCCUCUUCGAGCGGAGAAGUCAACCUCGCAUCAGCUUCAGAGCUCUUUCAAAAUGUGUGGCUGCCGACCAGCUAAUAAUGUUUGGACUGUAGCACAAAUGAUUAGUUUCCGAUAUAUGCCGCUGCCGUAUAGAAUACCUUUCCAGUCCGCCUGUGGUGUCUUCUGGACGUUGUACUUGUCCAUUUUUAAUGCCAAGGAGGACGAAAGGGAGGACGAAAGGCAAGAUAGAGAGGCCGCAC
This is a messenger RNA of Suillus clintonianus, 479 nucleotides long. RefSeq lists its product as uncharacterized. The record is from RefSeq and is a predicted model, not a curated record. Gene Ontology annotation, cellular component: membrane. The transcript has 4 exons. The annotation marks the transcript as partial. NCBI's taxonomy places the organism in Eukaryota, Fungi, Basidiomycota, Agaricomycetes, Boletales, Suillaceae.